ACUCUCCUCUGAGAAGCCAACCAGUGAAAGUACGAGGAGAAGCUUGAAGAAGAGCCGACAAUGGCGGUGGCGGAGCCGAAAACAAAGUACGAUCGUCAACUCAGGAUUUGGGGAGAAAUAGGGCAAGCGGCUCUGGAAGAGGCGAGCAUCUGUUUGCUAAAUUGCGGUCCCACUGGCACCGAGGCGUUGAAGAACCUCGUCCUGGGAGGAGUCGGUAGUAUCACUGUUGUCGACGGAUCCAAAGUCGAAAUCGGAGACCUCGGAAACAAUUUCAUGGUGGACGAGGCGAGUGUUGGACAGUCAAAAGCCAAGUGUGCAUGUGCAUUUCUUCAAGAGCUGAAUGAUGCUGUCAAGGCUAAGUUCAUUGAGGAGCAUCCGGAGACACUGAUACGAACAAACCCAUCUUUCUUCUCUCAGUUCACCCUCGUAGUGGCUACUCAGCUGUUGGAAGAUUCGGUGGUCAAACUUGACAGAAUCUGUCGAGAAGCAAAUGUCAUGUUGGUUUUUGCUCGAUCCUAUGGCCUUACUGGUCUUGUUCGUAUUAGUGUAAAGGAGCACACUGUAGUUGAGUCAAAGCCUGAUCAUUUUCUUGAUGACCUCCGUUUGAAUAAUCCAUGGCCUGAACUUAAGAGGUUUGUUGAGACGAGUGAUCUAAAUGUACCAGAUCCUAUCGUCCAUAAGCACAUACCCUAUGUUGUCAUUCUUGUCAAAUUAGCUGACGAAUGGGCACAAACCCAUGGUGGUAACCUUCCCUCGACAAGGGAAGAGAAAAAGGAGUUUAAGGAUUUGAUUAAGUCCAAGAUGAUAUCAAUGGACGAAGAUAAUUUCAAAGAAGCCAUUGAAGCUGCCUUCAAAGUGUUUGCUCCCCGAGGAAUUAGCUCAGAGAUUCAACAAAUCAUUGAUGAUAGUUGUGCUGAAGUCAAUUCUAGUUCCUCAGAUUUUUGGGUGAUGGUAGCAGGUCUGAAGGAGUUCAUUUCAAACGAAGGUUGUGGGGAAGUCCCACUUGAAGGCUCCAUACCGGAUAUGACAUCUUCAACAGAGCACUAUAUCAGUUUGCAGAAAAUCUACCAAACCAAAGCUGAGGCUGAUUGUCUUGUCAUGGAGCAAAGGGUUCGAAACAUUCUAAAGAAAAUCGGUCGAGAUCCAAGUAGCAUCUCAAAACCAACUAUCAAGAGCUUCUGCAAGAAUGCUAGAAAACUCAAAGUAUGUAGGUAUCGCAUGAUAGAGGACGAGUUCAGUAAUCCUUCAGUAACCGAGGUGCAAAAGUAUUUGACUGACGAAGAUUACAGCGGGGCAAUGGGAUUUUAUAUUCUUCUUAGAGCAGUUGACAGAUUCGCUGCCAACUACAAUAGGUUUCCUGGGCAAUUUGAUGGGGGAAUGGACGAGGACAUAUCUCGGUUGAAAACUACUGCCGUGAGUCUUGUAAGCGACAUGGGUUGUAACGGCUCUAUACUUCCGGAAGACCUUAUAAACGAGAUGUGCCGAUUUGGUGCCGCAGAGCUUCAUGCUGUAGCUGCCUUCAUUGGAGGCAUUGCUUCUCAAGAAGUCAUCAAGCUAGUGACGAAGCAGUUUGUGCCAAUGUCGGGGACUUAUAUCUUCAACGGGAUCGAUCACAAGUCUCAGUUGUUUACGUUAUAGGCCCCAUUUUCUCCAUAAUAGGCUACCCAAAAAAAAAUCAAAGGAGAGGAGAAUAUGUAUAUUUAUUUGCCAGUUUGAUUCUAUGGCUUCUGCCUUAACUGGGAAAAAUAUGAAAUAUGAUGCGCAGUGUCGAAAUGGCAUUUUUUUGUCA
Molecule: messenger RNA, 1789 nt
Organism: Tarenaya hassleriana
Lineage: Eukaryota; Viridiplantae; Streptophyta; Magnoliopsida; Brassicales; Cleomaceae
Product: NEDD8-activating enzyme E1 regulatory subunit AXR1
Exons: 14
Coding region: 61-1638 (525 amino acids)
Biological process (GO): protein neddylation
Cellular component (GO): cytoplasm
Molecular function (GO): NEDD8 activating enzyme activity
Source: RefSeq, a predicted model, not a curated record